Messenger RNA from Trichoplax adhaerens, 900 nucleotides. RefSeq lists its product as uncharacterized. The transcript is spliced from 3 exons. Bases 1 to 900 code for a protein of 299 amino acids. The record is from RefSeq and is a predicted model, not a curated record. NCBI's taxonomy places the organism in Eukaryota, Metazoa, Placozoa, Uniplacotomia, Trichoplacea, Trichoplacidae.
AUGUAUCGAUUAUCAUUAUGUUGUAUAAUUAUACUUGUUUUAUUUGCGAAUGAAAUUGAGCCUAAGUUUGCCAAACCAAAGGAAGAUAUACCUUGGAAUCUACAACGUCGAAGCAAUGCUAACAAUUUAAAGUCUCGUAGCGAUUCUGCUAAAUUAUCCAAUACGGAACAUAAAAAGAAAGACUUGGUUGCUGAAGAGCAAUCGCAUCCAAUAUUUGGAAAAGGUUUAGUUAAUGAAGCUAAGAAGACAUCCAGGAACGAAGCAUUGCAAUAUAAUGGUUGGCCUCCAUUUCGUCGGGAGGAUGAGUCAAAGCAAUAUAAUGGAUGGCCUCCAUUUCGUCGGGAGGAUGAAUCUAAGCAAUAUAAUGGAUGGCCUCCAUUUCGGCGAAGUGAUGAAUUAACACAAUACAACGGAUGGCCUCCAUUCCGUAGAAAUGAUGGAAAGGAGCAAUACAACGGAUGGCCUCCAUUUCGUAGGAAUGCUGGGAUGAUGCAAUACAAUGGAUGGCCUCCAUUUCGUCGAGAUGAUGAAAAAAUGCAAUACAACGGAUGGCCUCCAUUUCGUCGAGAGGAUAGAGAAAAACAGUACAACGGAUGGCCUCCAUUUCGUCGAGAUGAUGAAGUUAUGCAGUAUAACGGAUGGCCCCCAUUUCGUCGGAGUGAAGCAGUUCAGUACAAUGGAUGGCCUCCAUUUCGCCGAGACGAUCAACAGAACAAGCCCUAUAACGGAUGGCCUCCAUUUCGUCGAGAAGAUCAACAAAACAAGCCAUACAAUGGGUGGCCUCCAUUCCGUCGUGACGAUCAACAGAAUAAGCCUUACAACGGCUGGCCCCCAUUUCGUCGAAACGAUCAACAGAAAAAGCCUUAUAACGGAUGGCCUCCCUUUCGUAGAAAUAACUAA